CGUCUUAUUUUCAGUGGACCAGAAAACCCUCAGCUUCCUAGCCAAAGGUAGUUUGAGGCUGCUUUUGACUUUCGCCUCACUUGUCCCAAGGUUGUGGAAGGACUCGGAUGAAACAUCCUGCUUUGAAGGUGAUCAGGGCAUUUUCAGGAGUGUAGCUUCGGUAGGUGUCGGAUGGGUCUGGUGUAAAGCGGAUGAAAACUUGACACUUUGUAGCGUUAGCUGAUUCAUAGUUACAGGGAACAUAGUCACUCUGUUCUUAUCCUGACACUGCUGCCCUCUUUAAGUAGGACACCACAGGGCUGACACAUGUAUCGUUCCCUCCUUCCUUUUCAUGGUACUUGGAGUACUCUGGGAAGAUACUAGAAGACACUGUAUUCUUUCUGACACUUCUGCUUUCAUGUAACGAGCGAAAAAGGAAGCUAAUAAAAGAAAUGUCUACAGUAUACAGAAGAGUCGGGAGAAGCAAGAGUGUUUAAUUACCACCCUUCUCUCAUUGCCCCCUCCCCUACCAAAAGAAAGAGUCAUGGAAUCCAGUUUUAUAUUACUGUAUUUUCACUUUUUCUAAUUGUGGGGUUUUUCUUUUAAUAUUUUAUUUAUUUUGUUUCUUUUAAGUUUAUUUAUUUUGAGAGAGACAGAGAGAGCGCACAUACGCAUGAGUUGGGGAGGGGCAGAGAGAGAGGGUGAGAGAGAGAGAAUCCACAGCAGGCUCCACACUGUCAGCGCAGAGGCUAGUCCGGGACUUGAACCUAUGAACCAUGAGAUCGUGACCUGAGCUGAAACCAAGAGUUGGAUGCUUAACCCACUGAGCCACCCAGGCUCCCCUAAUAAUUUAUUUUUUAAACUGGGACACAUGAAUACUUACUCUUUUUAAGCCUUUUAAGCCCGACACCCUUAAGCUUUUCUGCCUAAAGAAGGUAGCAGACCUACAUCUAAAUGAUGCUUCUAGAAAUUAAGAAGCCCUCAGAUGUCUUGCUCCCUUGUGGCACACAAUUGGAGACCGUAACAGCGCCUCAUUAAAAACAAAAGGCUGUUGGCCUCAGAACGCACCUGCUGCCUCUGACAGCGUCCACUUCCUUUCCCCUUGUGACUGCUGCCUUUUUUUGAGGGAGUGUUGGGAAUGAUCUCCUGGCAGUCACCAUAGUGGGUCCUGGGUCUUCUGAAGAAUGCUUUGAUGCCUUGUAUAUCAGUCUUGCAGUCCCUUUUCGUGAAUGAGAGCUUGGGUGUAAAUAAGAGACAACCUCAAAAAAAAAAAAAAAAAAGUUGGAUAAGUGAAGGGCCUCUUUUCUCAUCAAUGAUGUUGUUUUUCUUGAAGAAAUUAUAGCAGAGAUUAGAAAGAAGUCUAACAAGUACAGUAGUUUCUCUUCUGUGCGGUAGAUUUAAAAAGCACAUCGGUGUUUUAUAUUUGAAGAAACUGAGAUUGAGUGUUCACUGGCUUGGUGGGUUGAGACAGUGCAGUUUGGAGCACAUCUUGUUCUUCUGGAUCCUAUUUACUGAAACUCAUUAAGGACUUUGAUGCCCCCCAAUCUUAUUUUUAAUGGUGAAAUCUCAUUAAUAUGCUUUCUAUCAGUGCCAGAUUUAAUAUUAUCAAUAAACACUUAGAUCAUUCAAGAUUUAAUAGUUUGAAAUAAGUUGAGCAUUUGAAAUAAUUUGAAAUGAUGAUACAUAGUAUAGGCCUGAAGAAUUGAAAUAACUCAUUGCUUAAUAUUAAUCCUCAGCUAUUUUUUAGUAUAUGUUUCCUCCACUAAUGAUAUUUUCAGUAGUAUUACUGCGCAGAUUCUUUCAAAAUGUUUGAUUUGGAUUUUUCAAAAUUGCCUGUACUUCUUCCCGUAAUCUAUCCCUCUCACUUCCAGAAUAAACAGGCUGUAUUUCUGGUUAAAGGGGGGGGAAAAAGGCAUUGUUUAUCUUGAAAGUUAGUACCUAACUAUAUUUUUCCAUAUUACCAAGAAAAGUUUUUCUCUUUACUUUCUGUUUUCUUUUUUCUUCAAACACAAGAUAGUUUGUAAUUUUAUUCGACAACAUCCACUCCAUUAAACAUACUGACUUUGUUUCUGUAAGAAUGCUUCCCAGGAGGAGUCGAACAUGCAUUGGUUAAGAUGUAGAUUUUGUUACAGUUGGAUGUGGAUAGGUUACCCCCUGUUAACCUCAGUUUCCUCUUGAUUUGGUGAGGUUGAUGAGAACACAGGAAAAUCACCUCACGCUGUGUCUGGCCCUUAUCUGCCACUUGGUAGAUACUAGAUUUAACCUGAAUUUCCGUAUUCCUCAGAAAACUGUACUGGCCAACUGAAUGAUGAAUGUGAGGUACUUCAUAAACUGAAAAAUACCAUAGAAAUGUUAUUUGUAUGGUUGACUCUUAGAGAAUACCACUGGAAAACAGCUGAAGGCUUGACCCAGGGACUAACAAUAGUUUAAUGUAUAGACCUUUGCUAACGUGGAAGACAGAUGUUUAUGGCGUAAUUAGGGUCAUGUCAAAGGUUUCUUAUCUACUGAGUUAUUUUUUUUUAUUAAUCUUUAAAAUAUGUAUUGAACUCUCACUGUUUAUGAGAUGCUGUGGGUAGUAUCCUCAUGGUAUAGAAUAGGAAGAAGUAUAAAAUAUAGUUCUCAUACUCAAGGCACAGAAAUAUCUAUGAUGGUGGAAUUGCCCCAUUUCUGUGCUGUCCAGUGUGGUAGUCACUAGCCAUGUGUAACUAUAAAAUGUUUCAAAUGUGGCUAAUGUGCAUGAGGAAGUGAAUUUUAAAUGGUAUUUAAUGUCGUUUGACUUACCCAUGGGUCGUAUGUGCCCAGUGGCCACUGUAUUGCACAAUGUAGCUCUAGAUAGAGACGAAGACCCACCUGCGUGAAUAGUAAAUUAGGAUUUACGGCAGAGCAGUUAGUGGUAAAGGCUGGGCUAGCAGCAUGGGGAGCAAGUGCUGUGUGAGUGUAUUAGACAUAGAAGGAAGGCUUCGUAUGUCUAGGCCAAGGGCCUUAGGGGAGGUGGGCUUUGAGCUGAACUUUGAAGGCUGGCAGGAUUUAUAGUUUCAGAGAGGGAGCCACCUCCACAUGGAACUGGAAAUUAACCUGAACCAGCAAGAUGUGAUAGAAAAGAUACAGUAGAGUCAAAUUAUGGAAGUCCUUGACUUAAUUUCUUGCAUUCCAUGUAUGCAUUCAGCAAAAGAGCACCUGUAUUUCACAGAUAGAAUUCUAGCCCCUGGGUGUGCAGGUCUAGGAGUGGGGUGAAGGUUGGUGAACAUAUCACACAUGGUCCUUAGCCCAGUGGAACAAACCACACAGAUUAUGGGAAGAGCCUGAAAGAAGUAUAUUUGAAAGAAUAAUAACAGAGGGGACUAAUUUAUAUUUGAAGCUCAAGAUAGUUCUUUUGAGGAAAUAGCAAUUAAAUUGAGACAUGAGGGAUAGAUAAGAGCUGGGUCAGGGAAAAUACACUGCAUCGGCAGUGGAGAGGCCCCAGUGGAAAUUUUUGAGUAAUGGAGUAGUAAGGAAAGGCAAAUCUGUAAGUUGAGCUGAAGAGUAGGAAACCACAAUCCUAAUUGUCUUUUUACACUUGAUUUUUUAUGUGUUUCUUUAAAUAAUAGUAUAGUUGUAAAAGUUUGAAUUUGAAUCUUGGUUUGUCAGUACCUGGGUAGACUUAGACAAGACUGUUUAUAAAGAAGGGUUAAAAUUUCCGCUUUAUGAGAUUAUUGUAUGAAACAAAUGAAAUAGUUUAUGUAAAACCAAACACAGAGCAGUACACAUAAUGAACACUCAAUAAACAAUAACAAUUUAUGUAGCUGUUUUAAAAAUAAGUCCAGUAAGUGAUAUGUGAAAUUAGUACUCUUUAGAAUUGAGAAAGCCUAUGAAGUUUCUGAAACAUCUUGAUUUAAUCACUGGUAGUUUUAAUUGUCUAUAUGAAAGGGUUAGAUAUUUCACCAAUUCUCCUAUUUAGUCAUUUAGGAAGGAUUUCCAGGGUAAAGAAAUAACAAAAUGACUAUUGGAUUAAGAAGAUUUGUACCGUUUCCAGAAUCCUUGGGCUUGUUUUCUGUGUGGUCGCUCCAUGUUACAGGAUCAGUUUAGUAUUUGGGGACCGUUCUUCCCACCCAAAAGGGAAACUGGGUGAUACUACUUUUGAAAAUAAUAUGUGGGCCUACUCUAAUUGAGGGUGUUUCUAAAAAGUGCAGACAAGAGAAGCUGUCCAAACAUCAGGAACAAAGUCAGUGUCCGUGUUAUAUGAACCUUGAACUUCAUCUGGAAGCCACUGGAUCCCCAUUGUGAAGUGAAGCACUUAGAAAGCUGUACCAUGCUGUGGAUGAUCUUUUCAAGUAAAUAUGUUGGUACAUUCCAUUUUGCUCUUUUUUUGGAGCAGCCUUCGAAGAGAUGAGAUUGGUCUGAUCCCAUGUCCUGAAGCAAGGUAUAACCGGAGUCCCAUAGUCCUGGUAGAAAACAAACUUGGUGUGGAAAGCUGGUGUGUCAAGUUCCUCCUACCGUAUGUCCACAACAAGCUCCUUUUGUACAGAACAAGAAAGCAAUGGCUAAACAAAGAUGAACUGAUAGAUGUCACAUGCACCCUGCUGCUUCUAAACCCAGACUUCACCACUGCAUGGAACGUAAGAAAAGAGCUGAUCCUCUCUGGCACUUUAAAUCCAAUUAAGGACUUACAUCUGGGAAAACUGGCCUUAACUAAAUUUCCAAAGAGUCCAGAAACAUGGAUUCACAGGCGAUGGGUGCUACAACAGCUAAUUCAGGAAACCUCCUUGCCUUCCUUUGUGACAAAAGGAAACUUGGCAACAAUUCCUGCAGAAAGGACACAGAGACUAAUACGAGAAGAGAUGGAGGUCUGUGGUGAAGCAGCAGGGAGAUACCCAAGCAACUAUAAUGCCUGGUCCCAUCGCAUCUGGGUUCUGCAGCAUCUGGCCAAGCUGGACGUCAAGAUUCUUCUUGAUGAACUGUCUUCUACUAAACACUGGGCAUCCAUGCACGUUUCAGACCACAGUGGAUUUCACUACCGCCAGUUUUUGUUAAAGUCUUUGAUUAGCCAAACUGUGAUAGAUGGUUCUGUAUUGGAGCAAAACCCUCUGAGAAGUGAGCCAGCUCUGGUUCUUGCAAAAGAUGAAGCAGCAGCAGCUUCAACAGAGGAAGCAAGGAUAAAUCUUCCCCAUCUUCUCGAAGAAGAAGUUGAAUUCAGCACUGAUCUUAUUGAUUCCUACCCAGGACAUGAAACCCUUUGGUGCCACAGGCGGCAUAUUUUCUACCUUCAGCAUCACUUACGUGGUAGGUUUCCUCACAGUGUGACCCCACUGUCACCUGCAGACAGCCCUGGGGGAACUUCGAGUGACUUGCACCUCAUCCCAGGAGGCCCCCACAUGUCUCAGGCCAUGGAGGUGGAUGGGCUGAAUGACUCUAGCAAGCAAGGCUAUUCCCAGGAAACCAAACGCCUGAAGCGGACCCCAGCUCCAGACUCUCGGGGCCUGGAGAUGGAGCAUAGGUUCAUCGAUCAAGUAUUGUCCACCUGCCGGAAUGUAGAGCAGGCCAGGUUUGCCAGUGCCUACCGGAAGUGGCUGGUUACGUUGAGUCAGUGAGAGAGGUGGAUUAGUCCUGCAAGGUUCCCCCUUUCAGUGCAAUAUUGCUUUCCUUUCUUACAUAGCCGCAUGAAUUGUUUGCUGGUAUGUGUUCUUCAUCUUUAGGUUAAAAGUCCAUAGUAAAUCUUUAAUUUUAUUUAUUUUGUUAAGAACUGGCAUUCCUUUGGGGAUAAAAUAACUGUGUAGUUUCUUCCUGCUAAACAGUGAGUCUUAAUUUUUUUCUUCUUCUCAUCCUUUAUAUUUCUAUAUGUGAAGCUUCUUCUCAUUUGGUUCUCCUAAUCGGUUCACAGACACAUCUACCCACCUCAGUGCAGUUGCUUGCUGUAUAGGCUAGUUUUUUUCAAUUAAAAUUUUAAGUUGUAGUUCAGCCUUAGAAUAGUACAAGCUCAAAAUUACUCCAUCUAAUUACUGCUUUGAGAAUCAAAUGGCCAGAUAGAUGGGAUUUGCAAAAAUAUAAAUCAUGUCUCUUUCUCGACUCAAGUUAUCGACCAGUGUAACCAAAGUCAGAAGUAUUGGAAUUUAUAUAAAAAACAUGCUUCCAAUGUGUAAUCCAUUUUAAAGUGGUUAUUUUAAAAGAAAAACUGAUUUUAAGAGUUUAUGUAAUUGCAGUACUGGGAAUUAUUUUUAUUACUAGUUUUGAUAGAUUCUUUUUACCUCAAAUUUGGUAUGGGCCAAAAACACUCACAUUAGCCCUUACAUAAACCUUUUUUUUUAACCUGGAAUGCCAUUUUCAGUUAUUACUACUUGUUUUCCUUUUAAAUUCACCAUGAAAAGUGAAAUAUGCAUGGAAAUGUAUCCAUAAACAAUCUUCCUUUGUAAAAAUUUAAGUUCUUGAGGAUACACUUAAACCACACAAUUUUUAUGAAGUGGUUAUUACAAAUUUGCUGGCAAAAGCCAGGGGGAAAGAACAGAUUUUGAAGGUUAGGUCUUCAAUCUUUAAUUUAAAAAAAUAAAACAACUUAAAGACUUUGAUACUAAACUUAUCAGGGAUGAGGUACCAAAGUAGCCACCGAACAGCUGUAUCUUAUUUCUCAGUAAUAAGGGCUGGGUUCUUCAGGUCUGUGGGAAAAGGGCCGGCUAAUGUUUACUUUCUGAAUACGUUUCCCCACUUUGUAAAUGGUCUGUGUUUGUUCUUUCCUUUCCACUUAUCUCUUGUUCAUUUUCCCAGUCCCUUCCGUAUUUUUUGACACUUUCACUUUCGUAUGUUUUUCCUUACUUGUCUAAUUUUAAGGAUGUCUUCUGAAGACAUUCUCCGUCCUCUUUCCACCGAAUCUCAUACCCCAUUAAACACACAGACACACACAAUAUUCACAGGAACUGCCCUUUAAAAGGUCCCCUAAUGAUGGAAACCGCCUGUUGUCCUGUGUGUGUGUGUGUGUAGGAUGCCACACUGCAGAAGUAAGUGACUGCCGUGCUUUGCUUGUUUUUUUUUUACUUGCUAGGUCACCUUUAGGGUGAGGGGACAGAGUAAAGGCAGACUUCUCCUAGUAUAUAUUAUCGAAGCCUUGGGCUUGAGCGAGGCACACUGCCUUAAGCUUAGGAAAAGAGUAAGUUCUUUAUUUGUGCAUCAUGAUUUUGUUGAGCAGCCAACUGUCAGGGGAGACUUGAGAAUACCAGAAAAACUGUCCAGCCUGGCCCUUGUAGACAGAAUCUGCUUUUCUCUCUUGGGGCAAAAUUUCAUAGUAUUUAGGUAAGAAAAUAAUUGCCAUUAUGAACAUAAUCCCAUGGCCCUUUGUCUACAAAUACCUCAAGGUCUACCUAGACCUCUGUGGAUAAAACCAUUAGUUGAUGAUUUUCUCUACCUGCAGGGGAUAGUGGGGAGACUACACAGAGAUGACAGGAGAGAUUCAGCCCAUUCCACUGGAUACAUGUUGCCAGACCCUGGCCUCACUCAGUAUUCCCUUCCAGGCAUCAUCUUCAGUAUCCCAAGUAAUAGGGCUUCUUCUGCUUUGAUGUGAGAGUGUCAGGACAGGAGUAUAGACCGUCCCCUGUGAACCAGCGGCUCCGCGCCUUUCUUACCCUCCAUACAGUACCCUGCCCACCCUUGAUGUUAUCUGCCUUCAUGUGUUUUAAGGCCCUUCAUACACGCUCUUAUGAAGCCAUGCAGUCCUUUACGAUAUCUCGGUCUCUUCUUCCUAAUAAAGUUUUGAGUAGGCAGUAAAAACACAAACAUCCGAAGGAUACUUCGCGUUUGUGACUUUCGUGUGCUACUUUAUUUCUAACGUUUGCAUUUUUCAAGUGUUGAUUCACAGAAAAACCUAGCAUUGCCCCAUAUGGUUGUGUUUUUUUCCUAAAUGGUUGACAUCUAAACUCAUUAGCUGUAGCAUGGUAGUAUCUCUUUGAGUGAAUAAGUUCAUGCUGUGGAAAGGAUGUAUCUUUUCAGGGACUUGUUAGUCUUUACCUUUUUUUCUAUAAAUAUCCUUGUUGCAAGAAAAAGAUAGUUUAGAUUGAUUGACACAUUUCAUCAAACUUUCAUUAGGAGAAUAGUCGGCCAUCAUACUGUCCUGUGGAUCAAGAAUACUACUGACAAGCCAAAAGCAAUAAGAUAUGUAAAUACCUCCACACCACCUUCCUCCCCGGCCCCACCUUUUUUUAAGUAUACCUGUUUUGGUAAUUUGGUGUUCCCAGAUUCUACUGUGUGCCUUGCACAUAGCAAGGACUUAUCAAAUGUUUAUCAAAUUAAUAAAUGAUUCACUGAAAAAGGGAAAGAUUGAUCAUGAGUAAUGGAUAGAAUGAGUUAUGAUUGAGAAAUUGAUAAGUUAGAGCAAUGGAUUGUGAAUGAAUGUUACAUUCUAGCCUCAUGAUACUACAGGUGAGCUGUUACAUAUAGAAUAAGUUAAUUUAGAUGAUUCUUCUUCAUUUAGCAACCUUGUUUAAGCUGUUAAAUCCCAGCCAAGAAAUGCAGCUCUAUGAUUAUGAAUUAACUGUACUUUAAUAUAUAUUAAAAAUUCAUAGAACAAAGCUCGUUUGCAUUAAGAACACCACUUUCUGUUCAUUUAUGGUAUUGGAGGACAGAUCUUGGCAACAGAGCCAGAGACUCUUUGGGGCAUUUGAAGGAAUUCUUUGAUUUCAAAGACUUGUUGACUUGUAUUUGUGCAAGGAUAGUCAUUUUAUGCUUCUCCUUUUCUCCUCCCCAGCUUGAACUAUAGACCUUUUAGGUAUUUCUUAAACCUGUGUGAGUCAUUUUCUUUUUCUCUUAUUAGGUUUAAGGAUUAGAUACCUGUUAAUGUCCCCUUUUUCUUUUCCAGGUUUUAGCAUUUUUGUUACGUCUUUGGAAACUCUGGGCCCAGACUCUCAGUCAUAUCCCUUAUUCCUAUGGUACGGUUCUGAUUAAAGGCUUCAUUAUUAAUAGGAUUAAAUGUAUACAUGUUGUCACUAAAAGCCAUUUAAAUCUUCAGAUAAGGGCUUAUGUGACACAAGAUAUGAAAACAAAAGUUCCUUGACUUUUACGUGGCAGUUUGUAGGAAAGCAUUUAUGGUGGUAGACUGUGUGAUUUAGAUGAAUUCAGGUCGUCAUGUGAAUUUAUGCUUGUUAUAUAAAGAGAACUUUUAAUAUUGUUGAGAACAAGUUACCAUUAGUAAUUUUCUGUAGCACAAGAUAGUAUUUGACAUGGGCUAAAUAUUAAUUUAGGAGUACAGCUGUCACUUACUAUACAAUAGUCUAAUCUGUAUCUUAGUCCCUCUUAAUUACAGAAGAUACUAAAGGUUUAGUUAUAAAAGAAAAUAACAUAUAUUCUUUGCAGAAAGCUUUUGUAAGCUUACAGUUAUUUUGUUACUAGUAAAUCAAAUUUUAGAACUUUCAGAUAUUUAAAAUAUGCUACGGAAUUCAAACAGCACCAUUAAAAACUUUUGACUUCUGAGUGAACUUCUCCAGGAGAACGGUGCAGCCCCUGGCACUUUGCAUGCUGCUGCCUCCCCAUGCCUAGAUGCACUCUUACUGUGCUCCUGUGUACUGGAGAAGUCUGGAGGCACAGCAAGGUGGAGACGUGCCCUGGCAUGCAGGCAGCGAGCAGGAAAGAAAAUCAGCCCUGAAAAUCCUACUUGUCACACAGUGUCUUUGAAACAAUAGCUAUAUAUACCUUGUUAAUUUGAGUGCCUUUCUUAUUUCUGGAGGGAGCAAGAUUAAUGUUUAGGGAGAAAACAAAGGACAGAAUUUUUAUCAAACAGUUGAUUGUAACUCAUUUUAUUUAUUCCAGUUGCUAGACACGGUCCCGUGGAGUUUUUUUAUCCAUUCAUGACAUACUGAUAUGAGCAGGUAGGAUGCUUUGGUUUGUAUUUCUUAGUUAGCAUUUUUAAGCGCCCUGCCAAGAAGAAUUAGUUCUUUCCCUGUGACAACUAACUUUUUGGGGAUUGGAGGUAUUUAGAGUACAGCGUGUGCAUAAUUACAGGUUAGUCCGAAACCUGUGCAGCCCAUGUUCAAGGGAAACAGUGGCACUGUGCCUGAAAAGAAAGGCCGUAUGAUUGUCGUAAAUGAAUCCUUUGCCUCACUUUAAGGGUUUUAAGAAUUCCCUCCCAAAUUCUGUGUUGGAGGAAAAGAAGUAAACAGAUGAAAUUUAAAAGACGGCAUUUUAUAUAUUUGGUUACAGGAGAGGGGAGGGAUAGAGAGUCCAUAUUUCAAGAUUGCAGAUAACUUUUAAUUGUAAUUUCAUAAAAAUAUACAGCUAAAGAUUCCAAAGUGCUUUUCAGAGGACUAUUGAAUAAUAUAUUCCUAAAUGGCAGCAAUAUGUCGUAGUUCAUAGUGGAGACAGAAAACCAUUGUGUCAGUUGUAGGUUGUGUGUGUGUGUGUGUGUGUGUGUGUGUGUGUGUGUGCGUGCAUGCGCACGUGCGCUUGCAUUGCAGGAGGCACCUCUGGCUCUCAACCUGGACAUCUGUAUUCUCGUUAGGUUAUGUUAAGACUGUAAAACCAAACUCUGUGCUAAAAAAAAAUAGAGAGGAGUAGCUUAGUCUGCUGAUGAACCUUUGUGCUUCCAAGAAUAUUAGCUCUUAUAGGUUGUGCUUUUUGGACAAUAAUAUGGUCCACAAGGCUGACCCUGGCAUUCUUUUAUUAAUCUGUUAUUCCUCAGGGUGUAGAAGAUUUAGUAAAUUUAGGACAAAAUUUUAUAUUCAGUGGCAAAAAAGAAAAGGCAAAAGUAUGCUAAAUAUAUUACUAGCUCUUAAAACUUUAGUAUAGAUAGUAUUUUUUAUAAACCCCUACCAGUGCAGUAGCUCAUAGGCGCUCUGUGCCUGCCUCACUCUUCACCUCGCUGCUUCAGUCCCUACGGCUCUAUUAUGAAUGUUCUCUUACGUCUUCUACGGAAACAGUUUCUGUAAUGUAUUGUUUUCCACGUUGGGCAGAGGUGGGGGUGUUUCAGUUGACAUCAUUUUGUUUCUGGAAAUCCUGUUCAGGAAAUGAUUACCGUUCGUUUUCAAACUGACAACUGUUUUGCCUCCUAAAACCUCACUUUCCCUGAAAGAGUGUUCUGUGUGCAGACCCCGUAUGUGUUCAGUACAUUGCAUGAUGCCUCACGCCUUGUAGGAAUCCAACGGGGCGCAAUCGUUAAAGGCUAGAAAGUGAAAACUAGCCUCCCUCUGUCUCGGCACCAUUGCCCACAUGCGUGGCUUCAGGAGAAAUCCAGUAUUGUGCGGAAGGUACAUAAUUAGCUUCAAACCAUGCAAGGCAAGAUACACAGCUGCAUCACAUUGUAAAUGAAAUUUUGAUACUUUUAAGGCAUAUAUAUGUGUGUGUUCACAUAUAUGUAUGUAUAUAUGUUUAAACAAGAUUUGGAACUUGAAUUUAUAUAGUGAUUUUACAGAGAAUUUUAUUUAAAGGGUUUUUAUUUUCAUAUUUGCUUAAAGUGCUCCUAUUUAAAAGCAGUUUUCUUUAUUAAACCAGCCCCCUCAAGCAAAGUUGGAAACCUAACACAAGUGCCAUUUGCCUGAAUUAACCAGAUAUUUGUGUAAAAUGUUUAUUUUUGUCUUUGGAUGCUUAUGCACCAUGACAUUCUGGCUUUUCUUCCAUACCUUUAGGGAAUCAGCCUUAAUUUUAUGUAUGGCCAUCACUUUCCUCAAAGUAUUAUGCAGCUUACUUCAAAUGUUUAUUUAUCUUUAUAAAGUGAUCAGUAAUACAUAUUGAGAUUUUUUUUCAUGUCCUGGGGUGAACAGUUUCACACGUUCAGAUAGUGACUCAUAAAGCAUUUUGUCAGAAGUGCUCAAAUAUUAUCUUCCCUCACCAGUGUCAUCUUGCAUUUGAAGCAGGUACUUUUUCUUAGUGGUUAAAGAAUGAGUGUAGACUGAGUGCAGUCAUAGUAGGUGCUCAAUAAAUAUUGAGUCAGUUAUUGAUCUCAUGGCAAAUUAACAGCUUUCGGAGAGGAAACUUGUUAUCUUUUCACGGAGGAGCAUAUUUUUAAAGCAAUAUAUGUUUGAAACUGAAAAAAUUACAUCAUUUGGCAUCAAUUACUACGCUUAUUUAGGCUGGAGUUAGUAACAUGCAAUAAAUGUACUGUUUGUGUAGAACACGGUCUGAAGAUAGGAGAUGGGGAAAGUUUAUUAAGCAGCAUCUUUUUGUGCACGGCACAUUAAUAAAUGUGAUUAAAUGUCUUAAUAGGCUGCCAAACUCAAGAGAGAGAGAAUUACUGUAGACGCCUACAGUCGGUUUCUCUGUUGGUGUACCUGGUGUUACCUGGCUUAGGUUCUAUUUAUUUCUUCUUAAAACUUGGUUGCUUUCCAGUGUCUUCAAAGUGGUAAUGGUAAAAUACAGAAUUAUAUUAAAUAACUUCUCCUUGUUUUCUCAGAACAUCUUUAAUAUGAGGGAGAAAUUUUUAUGAAAGAUACAGUAGUUUCAGAAUCUGCUCAUUUGUGACUUUCAGAGCAUCUUUGACAGAGCUUACUCAGUGUAAACAGAUUUAAACAGUUGAAGAACAAACAUUCCAGCCUGAGCUGUGAGGAACAGAGUGUGUAAUACAAGUGUAAUUAGGCAUCGCCUCCUGGCGAGGUUCUUGAUGCAUGACUGUGAUGCUGGCCUCUGACUGUGGUGACCGCUCAGUAUUAUAUUUUGGUGGUGUUCCUGGGAGAAUAAUGAAAUGUGUGCUAGAUUAAUUUGUAUUUGAGAUGGACACAAUAAAAGAUGAUGUGGUAUCAAUAUGCCAGGGAUUUAUACACACUAUUACUGAAAUUUUUUUAAAAAAGAGGAGGGGAAGAAAAUGACAAAAGGUCAGUGAUAUUUUUUAAUAGCCUCUAAGAAAGUUUUUUUUUUUUUUUUUUUAAGUCCAAGUCUCUUAGACACUAAGCAGUUGCAAACCUUAUUUAACACUGUGGGACUUUAAGGGAUAGUUCUCAGAUACUGUCUGCUGUUAGAAUUGACGAUGUGUGUGAAUUUUACAUUGCUUGCAGAUUUUCCAAAAAAUGGAGUAUUUAAGUUGCAGUUUAAUGAUUUUUAAAGAUUUUCUUGUAGGUCGUGGUUCAGUGGACAAGUUACAUAUAUGAUCUGUGGUGCAAGGUCAGAUCCUGGGCAUUAAAGAUAAGUUUGGCUACCUUAAUUUUACUGAAGAUACUAAUCGUUUCCCUCUGAUUGCACUGUUAUUUUUUUUUUUAACUAUUUUCCUCUGUGUUCCAGUCUGCAUUGAAGUUCCUUUAGCUCUCACAAUACAUAGUAAUUGACAUUUCUUAAGGAUUAUUUUGUGAAUUCGUUUUACACUUAAAAUGUGUAUCUUGCAGAGGGAUAAAAAUUAAUUUUGCAGUAAAGUAUGUGCAGAGUGUGCUUACAGUGUCCUGGGAGUUCGUACUCCAGAUUACUUAAAGUGGGAUGCUAAAUUCUAAGGCUAAUAAGUGACUGUAGACUAUCUGUAUGAGCACUGUCCAGUAGGAAGAAAUGGGAGCCACAUAUGUAAUUUUUAAUUUUCUAGCAGGCACAUUAAAAAAGAAACCCAUGACAUUAACUUAACUAUUUUAAUUAACCCAAUAUAUUAAAAAUAUUUCACUAUGUAAUCAGUAUACAAAAUUAUGGAGAUAUUUUGCUUCCCCCCCCCCCCAUAGUAAGUUUCUAAAAUUCAUUGUGUAUUUUGCACUCACAGUGCCUGUCAGUUCUGACUAGCUACUUUGUAAGUGCUCAAAUAGCCAUGUGUGGCUAAGGGCUGCUAUAUCGGACGGUGCAGGUUCAUAGGGUACAAAAUUUGACUUUAUUUUAAAUUGGGGAGGUGGUGAGGUAGGCAUGAAAUUAUGGUACUUUAAAAAUUAGUAUACUUAGAAAAGUAUCUAAUACAAUUAUCCACAUUGUCUGCAUUUUAAAUUUGCUGUAGCAGUAGCUCAAUCUGUUCCAAUUUGCCAAGCAUUAUCUAAGGAGGAAGAAAUUCCAUGCCAUGUAAAAUACCAUGAUAUGCUCAUUAUAACAACACAUUAUUAACACAUUUUUCAAUGUGUUCACUAAAUUCUGUCCUGUUUCUUCAAAAUAAUAGCUUAAAUUGCAUGUUAACUGUGUAUCUGUACUUGUUUUGUUUUUAUAUUAUUCUUAUAAUAAUGUGUAUUAACAGACAGCCCUAGGAUUCUAAUCUUCCUAUGCAUCUGUCUUCCAGUACUUACUGGUACACUUACUAAGUUGUUACAAGUGGCAGAAAAGUAGAAUGAACCAUCGUUUUUUUUUUUUUUUUUUUCAUUAGAUUGUUUUUAUCAUGUGAUCAUGUACCAAGCCAGCUAUAAAUUAUUGUAUUUCUGUAGAAUAUGAAAAAUAGUGUUUAUGUCUUAACUUUGCUAAAUGUUUGCAAUUUCUAAGUAAACUUUUCAUCUCCUAA
This is a messenger RNA of Panthera uncia (snow leopard), 14308 nucleotides long. RefSeq names its product protein prenyltransferase alpha subunit repeat containing 1 (gene PTAR1). Gene Ontology annotation, molecular function: protein prenyltransferase activity. Bases 4296 to 5546 code for a protein of 416 amino acids. Gene Ontology annotation, biological process: protein prenylation. Gene Ontology annotation, cellular component: cytoplasm. NCBI's taxonomy places the organism in Eukaryota, Metazoa, Chordata, Mammalia, Carnivora, Felidae. The record is from RefSeq and is a predicted model, not a curated record. The transcript is spliced from 7 exons.